AGCGGAGUGUUUACUGGCUGUCAGUGACAACACACUGCUGUGCUUUGUGUCUCAGCUGGACUAAGCAUUUUCCUCGCUAAGUUCUUUAGUGUAUUUUUAUCAGCGAUGAACAUUAUUCCUAAGGUUUGUCUGACGGAUUUCGAGGAGUAUGCCAAACAGCAUCUCUCCAAAUCUAUCUGGGAUUAUUAUGCAGCUGGAGCAGAUGAAUGCUGCACCAGAGAUGACAACCUACAGGCCUACAAAAGGAUCCGUUUAAGGCCACGGAUCUUGCGGGACGUGUCAGUGAGUGACACGCGAACAACCAUUUUAGGCACGGAGAUCAGCUUUCCAGUAGGCAUUGCACCCACUGCUUUCCACUGUCUGGCCUGGCACGAGGGAGAGCUAGCCACUGCCAGGGCCACAGAAGCUGUGAACACCUGUUACAUUUCCAGCACGUACUCCACAUGCUCGGUGGAGGAGAUCUGUGCAGCGGCUCCGAAUGGCUACCGCUGGUUCCAGCUCUAUGUGUACCGUGACCGCAAACUAUCAGAGCAGCUCGUGCAUAGGGUGGAGGCACUUGGCUACAAGGCCUUGGUGCUCACAGUCGACGUGCCGUACACUGGGAAACGUCGUGAUGAUAUUCGGAACCAGUUUAAGCUCCCCCCUCACCUGAAAGUAAAGAACUUUGAUGGCAUGUUUCAGGACACUGCAGAGCCUGAAGAGUAUGGUGUUCCAUCUAACACGUUGGACCCAUCCAUAAGCUGGAAAGACAUACACUGGCUGCAGUCUCUCACCCGCCUGCCAAUUAUUAUUAAAGGUAUCCUGACUAAAGAGGAUGCAGAGUUGGCUGUGGAGCAUGGUGUUCAAGGGAUCAUUGUAUCCAACCACGGAGGCCGACAGCUGGAUGGGGGACCAGCCACUAUUGACUGUUUGUCUGAGAUAGUAGAUACGGUGCAAGGCCGGAUCGAGGUGUACAUGGAUGGAGGGAUACGUACAGGCAGUGACGUGCUGAAGGCCUUGGCUUUGGGGGCCAAGUGUGUGUUUAUUGGAAGACCAGCAAUCUGGGGCCUUGCUUGCAAGGGUGAAGAAGGUGUGAAGGAAGUUCUGCAAAUUCUAAAUGAAGAGUUCCGUCUAUCCAUGGCCUUAUCCGGUUGCAGGAAUGUGGCUGAGAUCAACAGGAACCUCAUUCAUGUUUCUAAACUCUGAUCAAAUACUGUGAAAUAAGACCAAAUCAUGAUAAGCUUUAAUCCACCAAGUUUUCUACAGGACAUCUUAAAUGCCUCAGUAAUAAGCACGCAAUGGAUGUAAUAUAAUGCUUCACAUCGUAUUAUUAAUUCAAAUGAACUAUGUACAUGGGUGGCAAAACUUCUUAACACUAAAAUGAAUUUAAUAAGAGUGAAGAGAAGAUUCUGUGCUUGUAAGUUAACGGAAGCUUGUUAGCUAGCCGACACAAAUUGCAGAUAUGACAGAUAUAAUAUUAGUUCUUUAUCGAUGAGACAUGACACUAUAUGACAAAUGAGGGCCAGGUUGGUUGGUUUGGUAGCAGAAGAUUAUAAAAUUUGAUAAGUGAAGGUGGAUAUUCCAGAUUGUUUGUGGUGCAAACUGAGAAUAAACUGUUUAUAUCUGGUUGUGCAGUGAAUUGUGAGAAAAAGGGGUUUGGAAAGUAAUUACAAAAGAAGUCUUGUGAUAAAGCGUUAUUCAGUACCUGCCAUUAUUUGCUUUAAUUAAAUACCGGAAGCACAAUAUUCAUAAGAUUGAAUAAUAAACUUUAUUGCAGAGCA
Molecule: messenger RNA, 1760 nt
Organism: Clarias gariepinus (North African catfish)
Lineage: Eukaryota; Metazoa; Chordata; Actinopteri; Siluriformes; Clariidae
Gene: hao2
Product: hydroxyacid oxidase 2 (long chain)
Exons: 8
Coding region: 106-1185 (359 amino acids)
Molecular function (GO): oxidoreductase activity; FMN binding
Source: RefSeq, a predicted model, not a curated record